AUGUCUGGGUCUAAAGGGGUCUGGGGUGCACCUCCUGGUAACAAUAAUCGUCAGUUAUAUUCACUAGAUGCUGGAAGCAGCGGCAGCGGUGUUAGUGCCAGUAGUGCUCAGCGACACAGUAUUCUCGAUCCACAUGACUCAGUUAUGGAUUUAUUGAACGGACAGCAAAGCUGUGCAUUCGAUUCCAGGCUGAUCCAAAAUCAAGAUUUAAUCGAUAGGAAGGGUAAAAGUAACAAUAUUGAUCAUAAUGAUAUUAAUACUCACACUCAUAGUAAAGGACUCACAGAUUCAUGGCAGGCCAUUGAUCGGGAUGAAUAUUCUUUUUUAAAUGCUGGAAAUCAUAAUAACUAUCAUAAUACCUCAAAUGGCGACUUCAAUCAACAAUUUGGCGGGGUGUUAUCAUCUGACACUUCUGAAGAAGAGGUUGAAAUUAAUGCUGCUCCUUCGCCUAAUUUGAGUGCUUCUCAGCAGCACAACCAAUUUCUAGCCUAUCCUUUAUCAUCAACAGGUUUUGGUGAUCAGGGAAAUAGUGAAACUACAGUCCAUCAGUUUUCUGACGGUGAUCCAGUUAAAUCGACUAAAACUGGUCAAUUUUCAAAAGCAGAACUAGGUGCUGGCACUGGCGAAGAUGAGACGAUAAUGGUCAAUUUGGGCCAUUCUUGGGCGGGCAGCUUUUUUGUUAUGCCGAAAUUGUCCUUAUCGGAGUCUAUGAAAAGAUUCAAGAUUUUAAUUUUGAGCGAUGGAGACUCAGCUAACUCUUUCUAUAACCGUCUAUCUCGGUAUCACCGACUAAUGUUUGACGUCGGAAAACUCAACGAAGCUUCAAAAGAGGAAGCAUUGAAAUAUACUGCUUUCAUGAUAAUCUUUUCAGAUUCAAAGAAAGUGACUACAAUCCUAAAUAGAAUGUGGAAGAAAUACGGAGAUUUCACUUUGAUUCCAAUAUGUCAAAAGGGUCAGAAGCAAAGCGUCACGGAAAAGGUCAAAACAUUUGCUAACUCUAACAAAAUAAAAUUGAUGUCGUACCCUGUGGUAAUAUCCGAUCAUUACGAGAUACACGGGUUGUUGCGGCAUUUGCACUCUCUAUACGUUGAAGUAGAUUCUGACUAUGAGACGGAUAUACCUAAAAAAACUAAACCAAGAAAAGGUGCAAAAAAGAAGCCGGCCCCUCAUCUUGCAAAAAGAUGGUGGUUUUGGCCAAUAUCUAUAGCGCUUGGCGUUGGGAUUGGGUGUUGCGUCACCUUUUAUUUCAGCAAGUUCGAGACUUCCUCGUAUAAUUCAUCAGUUGGGGUUAUUCAGACAGCAGAUAAGGAGAUCGAUGCUAUUGUUGACGCUAUAGAAGGAAAUUCACCGUCAAUACUUGAGGAAAGCUCUCCGCAGUCAAUUUCUGAUUUCUUGGGUCAAGUGUGCAAAUUAGUUAAGGAUACUGCUAUCCAGAUCAAUGAAUUAUUAAAGCAGUUUCUUUCGGCUCAUUUAAUGACGUCUGCUUGGAUUCAAUCCAUUGGUAAAGAAUUCAUGCAACCUGACUCGCAGAGUACCAUUUCAAAAGUCACUGCUUUGGAUUUAGUGAUGUUUUGA
This is a messenger RNA of Kluyveromyces lactis, 1575 nucleotides long. RefSeq names its product mitophagy protein ATG32 (gene ATG32). The coding region runs from base 1 to 1575 and encodes 524 amino acids. The transcript has a single exon. NCBI's taxonomy places the organism in Eukaryota, Fungi, Ascomycota, Saccharomycetes, Saccharomycetales, Saccharomycetaceae. The record is from RefSeq and is a predicted model, not a curated record.